This is a messenger RNA of Acanthopagrus latus (yellowfin seabream), 4935 nucleotides long. Its product is annotated as terminal nucleotidyltransferase 5A-like. Gene Ontology annotation, biological process: mRNA stabilization. Gene Ontology annotation, molecular function: RNA binding; poly(A) RNA polymerase activity. Bases 730 to 1971 code for a protein of 413 amino acids. The transcript has 2 exons. NCBI's taxonomy places the organism in Eukaryota, Metazoa, Chordata, Actinopteri, Spariformes, Sparidae. The record is from RefSeq and is a predicted model, not a curated record.
CAAUCAAACCGACCCGCCCCGACGGCUCGCAGACGGGAAGCACAAUGAUCACAACUUCUCCAGCAGCUGUGGAGCGGGACCUCUGUGGCAUCACGCAGUAUCAGCGAGCGACAAACGUCCAAAAUGUGAAGGAAAAGCAGCAAUACACCGCUUUCUGAAAGUAGGUGUGCACCGGAGAAGUGUCGCGGUCUUUGAGCGAUGCCUAAAGUUGCUGUUACGCGGCAGGGACGCGCGAUAUUCUGUGCGUAAAAGUGCGUCGAAGAGAAGUAAAACUUUGUUUGCGGUGGACGAAACGUUCAGUCGGAUGCGAUGGAUGCGUCAGUGAGCCUCUGGGACGUAAUGAAAAGCUGACACUGUGAGAAAAAGAAUCGUUUCGAGUCUCUACAGUUGGUGUCCGCUUGCCAAAGUUUUGGGAAAGCGCCGGAGCGGAGCGCGCAGCGGGGCAGCAGAUGCUGGACAGUGACUAAGCCUUGCGCCUGGAAAGCUCAUGAAUUGAACUUGUCUGGACUGCAGACUUUAUGUAAGAAGUAGGACAAGCGCAACACCGCCCAACUCGUUCUUUCCGUCAUGCGUAGAGACGCGCUGUCGCCCAGCACCUCGCUGUUAUGAUAGACACCAGCACCGAGCGCCCGAUUCUCCAGAAAGUCGCAGCUAAGCGAGGCCACAACUCCUGCGGGAGUUAGUGGAAAGUUUUCGUCGUUUACAUCCUUCUGUCUACCUCUUCUCAACAUGGACGAGAGCGUCGAGUGCGGCGCGGCUGACGGCUGCUCGGACGGGGAGAGCGUCAGCCUGAGCGUGCUCAACUGGGAGCAAGUGCAGCGGCUGGACACCAUCCUCACCGGCUCCAUCCCCAUCCACGGCCGCUGGAGCUUCCCCACGCUGGAGGUGAAGCCGCGGGACAUCGUCAAGGUGGUCCGGAGCCGCAUGGAGGAGAAGCGGAUACAUGUCCGGGAGGUGCGUCUGAACGGCUCCGCGGCCAGCUACGUCCUGCAUGAGGACAGCGGUCUGGGCUGGAAGGACCUGGACUUGAUAUUCUGCGCCGAGCUGAAAGGAGAGAUGGAGUUCCAGAUAGUGAAAGACAUAGUCCUGGACUCUCUUCUGGACUUCUUGCCGGAGGGGGUGAACAAGGAGAAGAUCACACCAGUGACCUUAAAGGAGGCCUACGUGCAGAAGAUGGUGAAGGUGUGCAAUGACUCAGACCGCUGGAGUCUCAUCUCCCUCUCCAACAACCGCGGCAAGAACGUAGAGCUGAAGUUCGUGGACUCUCUCCGGCGGCAGUUCGAGUUCAGCGUGGACUCCUUCCAGAUCCGGCUGGACUCUCUCCUACUCUUCUACGAGUGCUCUGAGCACCCUAUGGCCGCCACUUUCCACCCCACCAUCCUCGGGGAGAGCGUCUACGGCGAUUUCCCCACCGCUCUCGAUCACCUGCGCAGGCGCCUCAUCUGCACGAGGAGCCCGGAAGAGAUCCGCGGCGGCGGUCUGCUGAAGUACUGCCACCUGCUGGUGCGUGGCUUCCGCGCAGCGUCGGGCACCGAGAUGAAGCUGCUGCAGCGCUACAUGUGCUCGCGCUUCUUCAUAGACUUUCCCGACGUGAGUGAGCAGAGGAGGAAGCUGGAGUCGUACCUGCAGAACCACUUCGUGGACCUGGAGGACAGGAAGUAUGACUAUCUGGCCACGCUGUACGAGGUGGUGCAGGAGAGCACCGUGUGCCUGAUGGGCCACGAGAGGCGGCAGACUCUCAGCCUCAUCUCCUCGCUGGCGCUGCGGGUCCUGGCUGAGCAGAACGCCAUCCCGAACGCCGCCAACGUCACCUGUUUCUACCAGCCGGCUCCUUAUGUCUCGGAUGGCAACUUCAGCAACUAUUACGUGGCGCAGGUUCAGCCGGUCUAUCCCUGUCCUCCCUCACCUCCUCAGCAUUAUCUUCCUCCUACACAACAUCCCAUGUACGCCACCUGGUUGCCCUGUAACUAAACUUAUGUGCUCUCAUGCACCUCGGCCCAACAGGUGGAACUCAGACCUCCUUAAAACAGGAUGAGUGAUGACCUUUUUUAUCUCUUCCUUGAGAUUGUAAAUUGAGGGAAAUGAGGGACGGAAAACCAGGAGGCAAAACUAAACAAAGAGAUAAAUGAAGAGAAUAAAGGAAGGAGGGGGAAAUGAGGACAAGGAAGCUGGAUGGAGGCAACGGGCCAGAGGAAGGCUUUUCCCCUGGGUAGGAUGCCACAGCCGGAGGAGCUGAGCACACAGGGCGAGAAGCCAACGAGAGAGGCUGACCCAUCAGUUGUAGGGUUCGCUCAUCGGCGCUAAGGCUGAUUUGUUGGACCGAAACCAGUAGGACACGAUGAUAUCCCAUGUCUGUUACGAGUUACAGCCCACAGAGACUCACUUUUCAAAUGACGAACAUGACAUUCACUCAGAAAACCCAAAAUAGACAUACAGCCACAGACAGUAAAUGGAGGACACGCGUUGAAGACAUUGAUUCAUAGUCGCACAGUUGCAACCCUCUGACCAUUUGCACUGUGUGUGUGUGUGUGUGUGUGUGUGUGUGUGUGUGUGUGUGUGUGUGUGAGUGAGCUUGUACGCAGGACUCCUUUUCAACAGACAAUGCAAAAUGAGGAACUGGAUACUUGUUUACAAAUCCAAAGAUCUACUUUGAUACUCAACUUUAUCCAAAUUCUGAGAGAGAGUCAAAAAAGAAGAAAGAAACAACAAAACAAUGCAUGCUUUAUUUCUGUACAGGAAUAACUUUUAAGUGCCUAGAUGAAACCUAAAAGGGAAAGAGAUAUUUUUGCGAUUCUGUAUCAUUAGAGAACUGUCGAGCUGUUUAAUUGACCUUUUUCGCGGAGAUGAUGGAUGUGCUGAUGUACCGUGGAGCAGUGAGUGAGAUCUCUAACACUGAGGGAGGUUUUUGGACCAACUUUCUUCUUGUUUGACAAUGUUUAUUCAAAGACUCUGCUCUUAUCUGCAGUCAUGCUGGACAAGCACACAUCCUGAUUACCAAAGGGGAAGCAACAACAUAAUCUCAUCAUCUGUGCAGAGAGAGAGAGAGAGAGAGAGAGAGAGAGAGAGAGAGAGAGGUUGUAAUCGAAAAUGCUUAUAAGGGCUAAAUAGAUGGACAUUUUCUGAUUAAUGUACAGAGAAAGAAAGAGGUUUGGCAGAGAAAGAGCAAAUAAGAGAGAGCAUAGAGCGCUCUUAUCUGCAUUUUUAUUAGAUUGCAAAAUAGAGUGGACCAGUGCACAGCCUGUUACCAAAGAGCCAUUCCUCACAGAGAAGAGAUAAUCUAGUCAUGUGUGGAGGAUGAAAUGCUACAAAAUGAAAUCUGUUUGGAUAUGUAAACACUAUGCCCAUAAUUAAUUUACAGUCACAUGGCAUCCUUUAUCAGAAUGCAUUCAACCUACAACUGAAAUGGCUAUUAAUUAAAUUUACAGCUCAAGCCUCUUUAAAGGUGCCCUGUGGAGUUUUCUUGAAAACACACAAAAGUUACAUUUACAUUUAGAUUACAUUACAGUGUACAUCCUUCAUUCUAUUAAAUAAUCCAUGUUUGCUUGUUGUUUUUUAAAGGAGACCCAUUAAGCUUUUUCAUUCUUUUCCUUUCCUUCCGUGUGUUUUAUUGGUUCUUGUGCACAUAAACAAUCUUGGAAGUCCGCAGCAAAAGCAGCUCAUCUCUCCCUCAGAAAACACUGCACCCGAACAAUUCCUCAGUAGCCUCGCCUUUAACUCUGUGACUUAGUGACAUCACACUAUGUCAAGGGGUCACACAUUUGCGUAAGUUUCUCUAGCGGCUUAAAGAGACAGGAGAUAAAACUGAGCGUUUCAGACAGACCGCAGCACCAGACCGUAUGAGCAUUAAAGCAUGUAAACCUAUUAUAGUGGAACCGAAAAUGCAAUUAGGAACCUGAAAAUGAGCACAAUAUGUCUCCACCAACUGUCACACAGUGGAAUCACACAAACUUGAUGGCAGGAUAUUAAUCACUACGGAUGCUUUGUGCAUCCUUGAACGGCAAGAGAAAAAAAAAAAAGUCACAAGAAAAUGUUGUUCCACAGCACUACCAGUGGUCAUAAUCUCCACAGGGUACCUUUUUAAGAAUCAAAUACAUGUAAAGCAGAUAUGCAAUUAGUUUAAAAUGCAUUUUGAGACGGGGACACUUAAAUUACACUGGAGAGUUUUAAUAGACUGAGUUGAGGCAUACUACUGGUUAGAGUCGGAGAGCCAGCAGUCGAGAACAUGUUCAAGCCUCAAAGAUGAUGUAAGCUCAUUAAAUGUUGGCCAAUGUACAUUUCAUCUCCUCGUUUAUGGAAAAUAGUUAAAGUGUGGGGUGUGAGGUAAUUCUGGGCAGCACGAGCAGAUGACAGCUGUCGACAUUGUAUCUCCUAGCGUGGAAAAGCACAGAACAAAAGUGCAAAAGAUAAAGACUAGUACAGAUAAAGACCACAGGGAUAUCUGAACGACAAUAAGAAAGGUUGGCAACGAGUGAUUUUUUUGUGAUAACAGGUGUACUUUUUCAGCUUCACGAGCGCACGAGACUCAUACAUGUCAGAUCUCCUAUUUUUCUAUCAAUCUCUAUUUUUGUACAGUUUGUGUUUGGCUGAUGUAGCAGGCAGAUUUAAAAGCUGUGUCGUUGAGUCUAUUAUGUGAUGUGUGCGAAUUUGUGUUUUACUUUUGGCUGAUGAAGAGAAAGAGGGAGAGAGAGAGAGAAAGAGAGAGAGAGAAAGAGUCAGACACGGUGGCUACGCUGAGAUGCAGAUUUAACUUGUGUUCAGUAACAUGUAUGCGUGCUCGGAGCUGUUUCAUAUGAGUUUCUGUUGCUGCAAAGAGAUUGUUUCACUGUUCUUCAUGUGUUUUUAAACUGCUGUCCUGUUUGGACAUGAAAUGAUCUGAUAAUUCUGUUCAAGUUGACCGACUUGAGAAUAAUAAAAAAAAAAAAUCAUGGCACAAGA